AUGCAUCUAAGCUCGUUCCUCCCUUCUUUGUUGGCUCUCAGUGGUAUGGCUGCUGCAUUGGCUAUUCCUGAUCCUUUCCUGGAGGCUAGACAAAGCAGCCCUGCCGCUGGUGUUGUCUACACCAAGUGCACCAAGCCUGGCCUCUUCGCUCUUGCCUUUGACGACGGUCCAGGACCAUACACCCAAGAACUCAUCAACACUCUCAAUGCAGCAGGAGCGAAAGCCACCUUCUUCUUCACUGGUACUUUGUACGGCUGUAUCUAUGACAGAGCAGCAGCUGUCAAGGCCGCUUACUCGAGCGGACACCAAGUCGCUUCUCACACCUGGACUCAUCCUCAGACUCUCGAUAGCAUGAGUGUUGCCCAGCUCACCACUGAGAUGCAGAAGCUGGAAAUAGCACUCGUCAACAUCAUUGGUGUCAAGCCCACCUACAUGCGUCCCCCCUACCUCAAGACUGGUGGCAACGUUCCCACCGCCAUGAGAAACCUUGGCUACAGAAUGAUCACCGACAGUGUUGACUCUCAGGACUGGAACGGCCUCUCAGUCUCACAGAGCGAGCAGAGAUUCAAGAGUGCUGGACCGAAGACUCCUGACGGCUUUGGUCACAUUUCCCUUCUUCACGAGACCUACGCCAACACUGUCAGAGAUUUGGUCCCAAGAUUGAUCACUUGGGCCAAGCAGAACAACUUGAAGAUGGUCACUGUUGCUGAGUGCCUCGGAGAUGCAAAUGGUGCCUACGCCAAGGGAACUGGUGGUGGUGCUCAGAAGUGCUAA
Aureobasidium pullulans EXF-150 is the source of this 774-nucleotide messenger RNA. RefSeq names its product glycoside hydrolase/deacetylase. The coding region runs from base 1 to 774 and encodes 257 amino acids. Gene Ontology annotation, biological process: carbohydrate metabolic process. The record is from RefSeq and is a predicted model, not a curated record. The transcript has 2 exons. NCBI's taxonomy places the organism in Eukaryota, Fungi, Ascomycota, Dothideomycetes, Dothideales, Saccotheciaceae. Gene Ontology annotation, molecular function: hydrolase activity, acting on carbon-nitrogen (but not peptide) bonds.